Molecule: messenger RNA, 450 nt
Organism: Ostreococcus lucimarinus CCE9901
Lineage: Eukaryota; Viridiplantae; Chlorophyta; Mamiellophyceae; Mamiellales; Bathycoccaceae
Exons: 1
Biological process (GO): maturation of LSU-rRNA from tricistronic rRNA transcript (SSU-rRNA, 5.8S rRNA, LSU-rRNA)
Cellular component (GO): nucleolus
Molecular function (GO): RNA binding
Source: RefSeq, a predicted model, not a curated record
AAGGAACUUCCUCGCGUGAUUUACGUCGGCCACGUCCCGCACGGGUUCUACGAGGCGCAGAUGAAGGAGUACUUUGGGCAAUUCGGCGAGGUCACUCGAGUCAAAGUGAGUAGGAACAAAAAAACGGGAAAGAGCAAGCACUACGCGUUCGUGGAGUUCAAGCACCCCGAGGUAGCGUCGAUCGUGGCGGAGAGCAUGAAUAAUUAUUUGCUCGCGAAUCAAGUGCUGAAGAUAACGCUGCUGGAGCCGGAGAAGGUGCACCCGAAGACGUUUGAGGGGACGGGGACAAAGUUCAAGACGGUGCCGUGGCAACGAAGAGCGGCGGCGAAGCACAAUAAGGAGCGAACUGACGAGGAGAAGGUGAAACGCAAUGUUGGUUUGGUGAAGGCGGAAGAGAAGCGUCGAGCGAAGAUCGCAGCCGCUGGGAUUGACUAUGAUUUCCCGGGCUAC